AUGGCUAACAGCAAAUACGCCUACGUGAAGAAGCUGGAGGAAGAGAGGAGAAUUCUUCCCUGCUGCUACUUCGUCGUGAGGAUAGACGGCGGAGGCUUCAAAACAUUCACAAAGACACACGGGUACACAAAACCGAAUGACGUACGAGGACUGCACCUAAUGAAUGCAUGUGCGAAAGAAGUGAUGCACAAGUUUGACGAAAUCGAUUUGGCAUAUGGACACUCCGACGAGUACAGCUUCCUCUUUCGGAAAAAAACAAAAGUAUGGAAUAGAAGACAUGAUAAAAUCUUAACCAAUAUUGUGUCCUGUUUUUCAGGAUCCUUUCCUUUUCACUGGAAGGAAUUCUUUCCCGAUCAGCCGCUACUAUACGUGCCAUGUUUCGAUGGGAGGAUUGUUCUCCUGCCAACAGAAAGGGAAGCGAAGGAUUACUUCCGCUGGAGACAAGUCGACUGUCACAUUAACACUCAGUACAAUGAAUGCUUCUGGAACCUUAUUAAUAGGAGUGGUUAUUCUCAUCAGCAGGCUUACGAUGCUCUGAGGACAACUCAGAAGAGGGAAAAGAAUGAGUUGCUAUUUUCUCAGUUUGGGAUCAACUACAAUGAUGUACCUGAGAUUUUCAGGCGGGGUUCCAUCUUGAUGCGGGAUGAGCAGAGCUGGAAAAGGGGCCACGUCGGGGAAGAGGUGAAGAUCACGCGCGUGAAGGAUCCCAAUUCGGGAAGUGGACAAAAUACGAAGGUGCGACCGCUGGACGAUGGGAAGAUGCCACCGCCCGACGAUGCAAAGGUGCCUCCCCCGGACGAUGCGAAGGUGCCACCCCCGGAGAAACUGCGCAGUGAUGCCGCUCCCCCCCACAAGCGUGACACAGUGGCGAAGUUCACGCUCUCGCACGAGAAUCUCGUGAGUGACAUCUUCUGGGAGAAGUAUCACUUCCUAUUUGCUAAGUGA
This is a messenger RNA of Plasmodium inui San Antonio 1, 945 nucleotides long. Its product is annotated as tRNA(His) guanylyltransferase. Gene Ontology annotation, biological process: tRNA modification. The transcript has a single exon. Lineage: Eukaryota; Apicomplexa; Aconoidasida; Haemosporida; Plasmodiidae. The coding region runs from base 1 to 945 and encodes 314 amino acids. The record is from RefSeq and is a predicted model, not a curated record. Gene Ontology annotation, molecular function: magnesium ion binding; tRNA guanylyltransferase activity.